Molecule: messenger RNA, 2350 nt
Organism: Coccinella septempunctata (seven-spotted ladybird)
Lineage: Eukaryota; Metazoa; Arthropoda; Insecta; Coleoptera; Coccinellidae
Gene: wus
Product: dnaJ homolog subfamily C member 22
Exons: 4
Coding region: 366-1451 (361 amino acids)
Biological process (GO): endocytosis
Cellular component (GO): plasma membrane; early endosome
Source: RefSeq, a predicted model, not a curated record
GGAAGGUACUACAGUUCAUUUUUCCGUGAACUCAAGAAGGUAGCAACGUCACUGAAACAAAACCAAUUCACUGUUCAACAGCGAAUUCAUAAUAGCGGCAAAUCUCGGUGAAUCGGUGAAAACACAAUCAUUUUUGAAUUAUCAACUGCCGCCUCCGCAAAUUGCAUUAAAUUAGAUUUGAAUAGAGUCGUUCGAACUUUUGGAAAAUGCGAUAGUUCGGAAGUUGCCAGUGUGCGGUGGCAAAUGUGAUUAGAAUCGUUUCAAUGAUACAGUGACGUGUAGUGUUAUCACAGCGGUACCGGCGUAUGUUGUUGAUAGCCGAAUACAAAACAUCGAAAAAAAAAUUUUAACCGGAAGAUUUCGAUAUGGCUGUGACGGACAACAAGAAGAGUGUGGUGAAGGCAUACGCGUGCUGGUUUUUCGGGGGUAUAUUCGGUCUUCAUUUGUUUUAUUUGGACCGGGACGCCCAUGCCUUCUUGACCUGGAGCACCUUGGGAGGUUACGGCUUGGGGUGGCUGGCGGAUGUCACGAAGAUUCCUAGGUAUGUGAGGGAUUGUAACGAGGAUCCGAGAUACAUGGAAGAGUUGGCGUUUAAAAUAAGGCAUAAUAAGAAGCCUCCCUAUUCAACGAGUAGAUUUGUAUCUGCUCUGAUGGUAGGAUAUCUUUGGGGCCAACUGGUUAUGAUAGCAAUACCCGAAGAAGUAGUUGGAGGAGUGGACUGGAGCUUCAUGCACUGGCUUAUACCUUUCGCUGUAGCAUUAGGAGUUUGGGUGGUGGGAAACAUUGGACGAGAGCAGGGAGGACCUUGGCCGACAAUAAUAAUUUCCUACCUAAGCUACGUAUCCAGAUGGUAUUUUUACGACAUCAAUACCUGGCUCACCAUUGUGACGUUUUUCGCAGCCCUUGGAUUCAAUCAGUUUUCCAAGGAAUGGAGGAGGAAACCCCGCAGACCUCAGUCGACCACCAAAAGGGUGACAACAUUGGUCCUCUGCGCAAUGUUAUACAUCGCGUUAUGGUCAUCUUAUUUCUAUUUCAAUGGUAAGAUAACGGAUACGAAUGGUGAUGAGAUACCGGUCCAUGAAGCCAUUCAUCACUUCUUCACGUCCCCCUGGUGGACGGAUCUGAAACAGUCGCUGAUAGAUGUUUACCAAUAUGCCCAGCAUCAUGGAUGGUAUGAGAUAUGGAAACAAAUAAUAGAACUAUCAGAUCCACAAGGGGAGCAAAAUGCUUAUAAGAUUUUGGGAGUUGGUCCUACAGCCAGUCAAACAGAAAUAACAGCGAAAUUCAGAGCUCUAACUAGAAUUCAUCAUCCCGACAAAGUGAAAGAUCCAAACAGAAGGAGAGAAGCGGAAGAAAAAUUCAUGGAAAUAAAGCAGGCAUACGACACCCUGUCUAAUAUAAAAAAGAGGAGGGUGCGGCAAAACCGAAAAUCUGUGAUGGACGAAGAAUGAAGACUACAUGAGAAUUAUAUUCUUAUUAUUUAAAGAACUGAUUUCAAAUCGAACUUAAUCAAGAGAAUCAACAUAUGAUUCACUUCCUCAAGUGUAGGUACACCGAAUUUUCAAAUCCAGUACACAAAUUUCGAGAUUAUUAAUUGAAAAUUUUCAUCAAAACUCAAUCGAAGAAUUUGGGGAAGAGUGAAAUAUUUAUCUCAAAUACACCAGUUACAGUUCAAACAGCUAUCACUAGUAAAAAAUAAAAAACAACAUCCCACCUUUCAAAUUAAUUCUCGGAAUAUGGUAGACACUAUUUCCAUGAAUAAGUUUUACACAAUGAUUUCGUUUUUUUUUUCACUUUUAACUGAAGAAUAUACUUUUAUCAUCACAUUAAAAAUUAAUUGUCCCAUGUGAUACAGUAUGAUGUAUCAUUAGUCCUUUUUUGUGAUUAACUAACGACCUCCGCAGGGCAUGUGCAUUUGUACUUAAUUUAUUUAUAUAUUGAAUCAGAAGAUAAAACCGUCCAGUUAAAAAUCGUUAUUUAUUUUGAAAUUUUAGACCACAUUUUAUUGCAUUGUGGAUUUCACCUUAAAAAAAGUUUCUAUCAGAACAAUGUUGGGUGAAUUCAUUUUAAUGUGCCUCUUUCGAAAAAAGAGAUGUUUUAAAAACCAAAUAAUGUUAGUUAUACUACUAUGUACGAAAAAUUAUUACAAUUAUGAAAUUUUGUUGGUCAAAAAUUAAGAAACACUUCAAAAGUAUUGACUCAACUUUUUAAUUUUUAGGGAGACGAAUCUACUUAAUUUUAUAUAAUUGUUCAAUUUUUUAUAAUGUUAAGACUCAAUUGAUGAUAUGUUGAAUAUAUUGUUUGUAAUUAAAAUGUUUAUUGACGAUAUGAUAAUAAAAAUAUAGAACUA